GAGGAAACUCAAUACAUAGUCCGGUCUUGCCACAUUGGAAGUUCACAAACCGAUCAGUGACUACCGCCACUCCCUUCUAUCUCUCACAUCUCCGUGCAAACCAUGUCAUCGAAUCCCCUCAACAUCUACACCGGUCUCAAGAGUCUCCAGGACUACCAUAACCCGGACGCUAGUCCUCCGCUUCCUUUGGUAGAGCUUCCUCCUCCACUGAAUCCCUACUACGACAAUGGAGUUCGAAUAUACGCGAAGAUCAUGACCGCCCUGCCGGCCCAAAAUGUUAAAGCCCUCCCAGCGCUCAACCUUCUUCGAGACGGGGUCAAUCCCUCAACUACGGAAACCAUCAUCGAGUAUAGCUCCGGCUCCACCAUUAUCUCCCUGGGUAUCCUGUCGCGUGUUUAUUAUGGCAUUCAAGAUACCCGGGCGUACCUCAGCAACAAAACCCAUUUAACCAAGCUCCGACUGAUGCAGUUCUUCGGGCUGAAAGUAAAACUGUUCGGAGGUCCUUCUACACCUGAUGCAGAUGAUGAAUAUGGGGGCGUGUAUGCGGCCGAGGAGGAAGCCCGGAGAAGUGAAAGGAUUCUGAACCCGAAUCAGUAUAAGAACCACGCGAAUUGGAAAUCACACACCAUCUGGACUGGCCCGCAGAUCCUCAAGCAGUUACCACAGAUUAACCUGAUCUGUGCCGCAAUGGGAACCACUGGAACCAUGAGUGGACUGGGAACGUACCUGAAAAGUGAGAAGCAGUCUGUUUUCUGUUUGGGCGUAUGCAUUGCCCCCGGAAAUGAGAUACCCGGACCACGAAUGUAUUCGAUGAUCCAACGGAUUGAUUUUCCCUGGCGAGACACAGUGGAUGCCGUCGAAGAGGUCAAUGCUGAGGAUGCAUUUCUAAAUUCAGUGAAGUUGUCAAGGGAAGGGAUUAUCUGUGGUCCUUCUUCCGGGAUGCAAUAUACCGCACUACUACGAUUUCUCAAACAGCGGAUUUCCUCUCAAAGUCUCCACUCACUACAAGGCCCCGAUGGGCUCACCCACUGCGCUUUCCUCUGCUGUGACCUACCCUAUCAGUAUCUUGACGAAUAUUUUGACCGGCUUGGAGCUGAGCAUUUCCCGUCGAUUGAGAACGAGUCUCUCCUGAAAGUGGACACCUAUUCAUAUGAAAGCAAAUGGGAAAUCCUUCCUUUGGACCUACCCACUCAUCUCGGUGUUGAUAUAACCCGGUCACGCGCCAAUGGAUCAGGACCACAUCUGGAAAAGGAGGACGCUGUUGAGAAUGCCAAUCAGCCUAAUGUUCUCCCCCCGGUCAACAUCAUUGAUCUUCGUGCGGACUCAGACUACCACGCGUCGCAUGUCGAGCAGUCAACUAAUCUUCCGCUACAUUCGCUAUCGGGUGGGACGGAAAGUCCAUGGAAGGAUCCUAGGAUCUUGAAGCAGCAAUGGGAAGAGUUAGAUGGAAUUCUGUCCCAUGACAAUCCUUCGAUCUUCUCCAAGGAAGAUGGAAAACCACAAGAGGCUAGGCGUGUGCUCCUAAUUUGUUAUGAUGGGGCUGUGAGCAGAAUCGCGGCUAGUAUUCUACGUGCCAAGGGCGUCGAGGCAUUUUCCUUGCGAGGCGGUUACAGGGGAUUUGGUUCUGAAGUCACCGGCCAGUUCACCGACUGAACAUGACCCCGGCUACGUGGCUACGUGUGAUGUGUUGGAACACGGCAGGGUGCAGACCGGAAGAAGGAAAUACUAUAGAUCCGCGUUUGUUGGUCACUUAGUUAGUUAUCAUGCCCUGGGGAGUAUGGUUUACUAAGCAGUGUUUUCCGACUUUAACUAACUAAUUGACCACGGC
Molecule: messenger RNA, 1828 nt
Organism: Penicillium brasilianum
Lineage: Eukaryota; Fungi; Ascomycota; Eurotiomycetes; Eurotiales; Aspergillaceae
Source: the annotation of a GenBank genome assembly